Messenger RNA from Populus nigra (black poplar), 1492 nucleotides. RefSeq names its product RNA exonuclease 4. Gene Ontology annotation, biological process: rRNA processing. Gene Ontology annotation, molecular function: nucleic acid binding; 3'-5' exonuclease activity. The record is from RefSeq and is a predicted model, not a curated record. The transcript has 8 exons. Gene Ontology annotation, cellular component: nucleus. Bases 154 to 1281 code for a protein of 375 amino acids. NCBI's taxonomy places the organism in Eukaryota, Viridiplantae, Streptophyta, Magnoliopsida, Malpighiales, Salicaceae.
UUUUUGCAACUUCAUCAACAAGUUAAACAGUGAAGAAAUGCACUCCGAUUUGUUCAUCUCUUUUUUUUUUUUAAAAUAUACUACCAUCAAAAACCCAUCCUAACCCCUUCUCCUCCUCUGGCUCUGUGACGCCCGAUCCUAAGAAGAAUCGCCAUGGAUGCUGAAGCUGACCCACCAACAAGAUCGCGAACCGAAAGGCACAAGUGCUUUGCAUGCUACAAGCAAUUCAAGAAAAAAGAACAUCUUGUUGAGCACAUGAAGAUUUCCUACCACACACCUCAUCAGCCUAAAUGUGGGGUCUGCCAAAAGCACUGCAAAUCUUUUGAAUCUCUGAGGAAUCACCUUACUGGCCCAUUAUCACGGGCUAGUUGUUCGAGGACUUUCUCUGCCCAAGGUUGUGAUCUCUGCUUGAAACUCUAUGAUAGCCCCAGUUCUCUUGGCAAGCAUAGAGAAAUAUGCCACCUAUCUGCUCCUGCUUCCCUUGGAACAAAGAUAUUGGCUUUUGCAGGAUCUGUUGAUGAAAAGUACACCACCAAAGGUGCCAAAGCCAUUGCUAUCAACUGUGGGUUGGUUGGUGGUGGAACCGAUGGAUCACUUGACCUUUGCGCAAGGGUGUGUCUGGUUGAUGAAGAUGAAAAUAUUAUUUUCCAUACAUAUGUUCAACCUCAAAGUGCUGUUACCGAUUACAGAUACGAAAUAACUGGAUUAACUGAAGAGCAUCUAAGAAAUUCGAAGUCUCAUAAGGAAGUACAAGACAGAAUUCUGGAAAUUUUGUACAAUGGAGAAUCUGCGAGGAGACUAAUGUCAGACAGUGGAAAGGCUAGACUGCUUGUGGGUCAUGACUUGAAGCGUGGUUUGGAUUGCUUGAGGAUAAACUAUCCUGGUCAUUUGCUGAGGGAUACUGCAAAAUACCGACCAUUGUUGAAAACUAACCUGGUUAGCCACUUGCUGAAGUACCUCACCAAAACAUAUCUUGGCAGAAAAGACUGGAAUUUCUCAUCAUGUUCGUCAAAGAGGAUUUGGGAAAGAUGGUAUGAUAUCCAGACAGGGGAACAUGAUCCAUACGUAGAUUGUGUUUCUGUUAUGAGACUGUACAAGAGAAUGCGUGCUCAAGAUCAUCAAGUUAAAGGAAUUGGAACUCCAAAUUCAGACAGCGGUUUUGAGUCCCAGAAAGCAGAGGAACUCGAGAACAUGACCCCAGAUGAGCUAUACCAGAUCUCAAAGUCAGACUACAAAUGUUGGUGUCUAGAUUCAAGUACAGCAGCAGGGCUUAACAGUUGAUUUUUAGUCUCUCAUCUGUUGAUCUUUGUGCACUCAGCGGGACAAUAUUUUGCUGCUCAAAGAAAUAGGAAUGACGUGAUGUGCUGCUAGGUAUGAAGGAUUCGUGUACAGUUUUUGCUGUAAUGCAAAGUGAAGCAUAUAUUCGCGUAGUUGUUUAUAUAUGUUUGUUUACAUUUCUUGAAAUCUAAAGCAAACGGGAGAGUUUCUAAUA